AGUUGUCACUUGUCUGUGGCGGGCUUUGGAGUUUAGAGUUUGGUGGCGGAGCUCUGCGACGGCUCGCUAGUGUAGUGUUCUGAAAAUAAAUUGUUUAUUUAAAAAGUACAGAUCCAAAUUUGUAAAUAUUAGUUAAAUUUAACUAUUAAUCAUGUCCGUAAUAGGUAAAGUUAUACCAAGUGUGUCAGUACAUAAUAUUGGGAAAUUUAGCGCCGCUUUACAAUCAGUAAAAUGUAAUCGUAAUAAUUAUUUUACGUAUACUCAAGCAUUAUCGCAACCCUUGAAUCGAAAACCGGAUUUUGUUACGGCUAAGGAGGCGUUCGAAAAAUGUCUAAAAUCUGGUCAGACUGUGUACGUGCAGGGCGCCGCGGCGACCCCGGUUCCACUGCUGGAUGCCAUGACAGACGUUGGCAAGGCGGGUUCGAUGCGGGACAUCAAGGUGGUCCACAUGCACACCGAGAAGGAGGCCAAAUACGUGGCGCCCGAGUGCAAGGAUAUCUUCAGGUCGGUAUCUUUAUUCAUGGCCGCGAAUGUGAGACAGUCUGUCGCGGAGGGCAGGUCUGAUGUGAUCCCCAUCUUCCUGCAAGACAUCCCCAAGCUCUUCCACAAGAAGAUCAUCCAGCCCGAUAUUUCUGUUAUUCAGGUAUCACCUCCCGACCAACAUGGAUACUGCAGUCUGGGCACCUCGGUGGACUGCGUCAGGGCGGCCUUAAUAAAUUCUAAAUAUAUUAUCGCCCAAAUUAACAGCAACAUGCCAAGAACAUUCGGAGAUGCUAUCAUCCACAUCUCCCAUAUGGACUAUGCGGUCGAGGACCACACUCCUCUCCCAGAACAUGGCUCCAAAGGCCUUCCCAGUCCCGAGGAAAUGAAGAUCGGACAGCUCAUUGGAGAUAAUCUGGUGGAGGAUGGCGCUACACUCCAGAUGGGUAUCGGCGUGAUCCCUGACGCGGUGCUGUUCGCCCUGAAGGACCACAAGGACCUCGGCAUCCACUCCGAGAUGUUCAGCGUCGGAGUCAUCGACCUGGUGAAGCGUGGCUGCAUCACCAACAAUAUGAAAAAAAUGCACAAAGGUCGUAUUGUUGCAAGCUUCAUAGUAGGCAACAAGGAGUUGUACGAUUUCGUGGACAAUAACCCGUUCAUUGAGAUGAUGGAGGUGGACUACGUGAACAAUACCCACAUCAUAUCGCUGCUGCCCAAGAUGACGGCCAUCAACUCGUGCAUGGAGGUUGACAUCACCGGCCAAGUGUGUGCCGACUCCAUAGGUACUCGCAUGUUCUCCGGCUUUGGUGGUCAGGUUGACUUCAUCCGCGGCGCCGCUGAGGCCGUGGACGGUCAGGGGAAACCCAUCAUAGCCAUGUGCUCCACCUCCAAGAAGGGAGUCAACAAGAUUGUGCCCACACUGAAAGCUGGCGCCGGGGUGGUGACCACUCGCGCCCACGUCAACUACGUGGUGACGGAGUACGGCAUCGCAUCUCUCUUCGGCAAGACGCUGCGCCAGCGAGCCUACGAGCUGAUCGGUAUAGCUCAUCCAGACCACCGUGAGUCGCUGGAGAAGGCGGCCUUCGAGCGGCUCAACUGCAUGCCGGCGCCCUAGUACCGCCGAUGGCAACACUGCUCCAUUAUUACUGUCGUGAUGUCAAUAAUAUUAUACACUACUUGAGUAGCUUCAUAUGACCGUUAAACUGCCUUAAAGACCAGCAACGAAAUAACCGUCUUCGAUUUAGAAGAAUCCUGCAAUUUCUCCGGUGUUGCAAGAGGAUAACAGCGGCGGUGGUGUCUUUCCAUUACUUUACCGACUAGACUCGUAAUAGAAUAUUAGAAUGUCGAGGUAUAGAAUAUCUUAAACAAUGCUACGACUUAUCUAAGACAUGUUUCUUGUUUGAUACCGAAAGCAAAUGUUACACAAGUCAAUCCAUCCACUGUUUUGUUGGAUAGCAGCUCCAUGUGGCCAGUUUUCUAUCCGCGUAGCCUACAUGUGAUUCGAUCUUUAAAUGCUCUAAGGUUGGAAUAUCUGAGUUUAAGUGAAUUAACAACAGUCUCUGGGUAUUCGGAACCACAACAGCAAAGUACCAUUUUAAUAUGGUUUCGUCGUUAGUAGUGUAGAUGUUCUCGGGAGUAAUUUCUCGUAAUUCUGUAGCUAGAUUCACAAUGAAAUUAGUUAUAGUCUAUUCAGUCACCUGCGCUUGCACUCUUUUAUUUUGUUGUUUGCUGAGAAAGUUUUCUUAUUUGCAAAGAACACCUCAGACACUCUUUACCAGGGACAUAUUAUGUCUUAAUUAUUUUCACGUUUAAUCUGUGGGUAGUUUGAUAAUCCAUAAUAAUAAUUUUCAAAUCAAUAUAUAUGUUUUGCCUUUUCCCUUGUUCUAUAAGCUAGUUGGACCGCCCGGCGUACAAGGAUUAUUUCCAGUUUAUUGUCUAUCGAGUGUCACAGAGCACAUUCAACGGAAUGUCAUACUUUGUGUUUGCUUCACUCUGCGUUAACUGCUUUGCAAUAAUCACCAUCUUAAGUUUCUUUAAUUAUUUCUUUAAGACGAAUUAUAUUUUUAAUUAUUUAAUGUUUUUUUUUUAUUUUGUAUGAAUCAUGUAUUUUGUUCAUAUUUCUAAAAAACAAUUCAAAGGAUUAUCUGUUUAAUAGGUACUAUUCAAAGAUUUAGUAAUGUUUAAGAUUUCUUUUUGUAGGUUUUUUUUUCUGAGAAAGAUUUUCUCUAUAUCUGUUUGCCUAAGGAAAAAAGACUAUUUAUUUUCUAUCAAUUAUUUUUAUAUUUUAUUUAUUAUUAUAAAAAAUACUACGUUUAUUGGAUUUUAAAUUCCAGAUGCAUUUCCUUUUAUGUAUUUUUAAGUAUUAUUUCUAACUAUAAGUAAAUUUAUUUGACACAAAUAUAAUCAAAAUGUUACUAUACUAAAGGCCUUAAUGUGUUACCAUGUUAGUUUUAUAUAAUGUUACUACCAAUAAUUACGUUAAAUAAACAGCUUUAUAAAAUAA
Leptidea sinapis is the source of this 2983-nucleotide messenger RNA. RefSeq names its product 4-hydroxybutyrate coenzyme A transferase. Gene Ontology annotation, molecular function: acetate CoA-transferase activity. Bases 152 to 1594 code for a protein of 480 amino acids. The record is from RefSeq and is a predicted model, not a curated record. The transcript has 10 exons. Lineage: Eukaryota; Metazoa; Arthropoda; Insecta; Lepidoptera; Pieridae. Gene Ontology annotation, cellular component: mitochondrion. Gene Ontology annotation, biological process: acetate metabolic process.